This is a messenger RNA of Nakaseomyces glabratus, 1233 nucleotides long. RefSeq names its product translation elongation factor EF1B gamma (gene TEF4). The record is from RefSeq and is a predicted model, not a curated record. Gene Ontology annotation, biological process: translational elongation. Gene Ontology annotation, cellular component: nucleus; cytoplasm. Gene Ontology annotation, molecular function: translation elongation factor activity. Lineage: Eukaryota; Fungi; Ascomycota; Saccharomycetes; Saccharomycetales; Saccharomycetaceae.
AUGUCCCAAGGUAAAUUGUUCAUCUACAACACUCCAAGAGCCGCUCCUUCCAAGGCUAUCAUUGAGCACUUCAAGUUGGACUUCCAAGUUCUUGAAGAUCCAAACGAAUUGAAGGCCAAGUUCCCAAGACACAGAAUCCCAUCUUUGUUGCUAAAGAACGGUACUCAAAUCACCGAGUCCAUUGCCAUUGUCAACUACUUGGUUAACCAAAUCGAUGACGAAAAGGUCAAGGCUGAUUUGCUAGGUAAGAACGAGCUUGAGAAGGCUCAAGUCCUACAAUGGUUGUCCAUGACUACCGUUGACUUGUUCAACCACCUUGGUGCUUUGUACUUGACCUCCAUCAAGAAGUUCGCUUACACCAAGCCAUCCGUUGACUACCACUUCAGUUUGAUCAACGAGGUUGCUGACUUCAUGGAACAAAGAUUGACCCACUACACUUACUUGGUCGAUGAAAGAGCUACUUUGGCUGACGUCUACGCUUACUACAUGUGUGUCUUGGCUUUCGGUCUAAUCUUCGGCCCUGAAUUCCCAAAGGCUCACCCAGCUCUAACUAGAUGGUACAAGACUAUGAUGGACCACCCAAUCAUCAAGUCCUCUCCAUCUCUUUUCCCAGCUUUCGCUGAGAAGGACAUCGAAUUGACUCCAAAGAAGGAAACUAAGAAGAAGGAAGAAAAGAAGACUGAGAAGAAGGCUGAAAAGAAGGAAGAAAAGCCAGCUGCUGAAGCUCCACAACAAGAAAAGAAGCCAAAGCACCCAUUGGAAGCUCUUGGUAGAUCCACUUUCGUCCUAGACGAAUGGAAGAGAAAGUACUCCAACGAAGACACCAGACCAGUUGCUUUGCCAUGGUUCUGGGAACACUACAACCCAGAAGAAUACUCCUUGUGGAAGGUCGGUUACAAGUACAACGACGAAUUGACCAUGACUUUCAUGUCCAACAACUUGGUCGGUGGUUUCUUCAACAGACUGUCCGCUUCCACUAAGUACAUGUUCGGUUGUCUAGUUGUCUAUGGUGAAAACAACAACAACGGUAUCGUCGGUGCUGUCAUGGUCAGAGGUCAAGACCACGUCCCAGCCUUCGACGUCGCCCCAGACUGGGAAUCCUACGAAUACACCAAGUUGGACCCAACUAAGGAAGAAGACAAGGAAUUUGUCAACAACAUGUGGGCUUGGGAUAAGCCAGUUGUUGUCAACGGUGAAUCUAAGGAAAUCGCUGACGGUAAGGUUUUGAAAUAA